GUCAUGGCGACCGUGGUCCUGAUGGGGGCGCUGUCGGUGAUUAUUCGUGCUGUGGCAUUGGGUGUGCGGGUCAAAGGUCAGCCUGUGUAACGCGUCACCCAACCGGCGUCGGCUGUGUCUUUCACGUAUCGGUUAUUUUAAUUGUUCAACGUUGUUUAAAAACAAUGGCCAAAAAGCGGAGAGAAAAACGAGAGAUCGACGGUUUGUCCAUGGCUCAGGAAGAUUCGAAGCUGAACGCGAGUGAUUCAGAAGUCCAAAAAGAGUUUCAGCAUAGCGCAGGGGGCUCAGCUCGUAUGUCUCUCCUGAUUCUGGUUUCAAUCUUCACCUGCUCUGCCUCAGUCAUGUACCUGGUCUACAGGAACUUCCCAGAGCUUCCAGAUGAUGAAAUGGAAAAGAUCAAGAUUCCUAAAGACAUGGAUGAUGCUAAAGCUUUGGGAACUGUGUUGUACAAAUACAAAGACACCUAUUACACCCAAGUACUGGUGGCCUACUUUGCAACAUAUGUUUUCCUUCAGACAUUUGCAAUUCCUGGUUCUAUCUUUCUCAGCAUCCUGUCUGGAUAUCUUUACCCUUUCCCUUUGGCCCUAUUCUUAGUAUGCUUGUGCUCUGGCCUUGGUGCUUCUUUCUGCUAUAUGUUGUCAUAUCUGGUGGGCAGGCCUGUGGUUUACAAAUAUCUCACAGAGAGAGCCCAGAAAUGGUCCCAGCAGGUUGACAAACAUAGAGGUCAUUUAAUCAAUUACAUAAUCUUCCUGAGGAUAACUCCCUUUCUUCCCAACUGGUUCAUCAACAUCACUUCACCUGUCAUCAAUGUACCUUUAGGGGUUUUCUUCAUUGGUACCUUUCUUGGAGUGGCACCACCGUCCUUUGUAGCCAUCAACGCCGGUACAACACUGUACAAACUGACCACAGCUGGCGAGGCCGUGUCCUGGAACUCUCUGGCUGUGCUCGGUGUGCUCGCUGUGCUCUCAAUCUUGCCUGUCUGCUUUCAGAAAAAGCUGCAACAGAAACUAGAGUGAAGCACUAUAAACACCUCAGCACACCAUGUGCUGGCUGAUCCCCUUCCAUUGGCUCAGGAACAUGCAAAUGUCACUCAAGUAGCUCUGUCUCGAUCACAUAUUCAGCUGCUGGUGGGAGACUCCCUGACCACUAGCUCAGCAUGCUCCUCUGACAGAAUGCAUGCAGUAGUGGGAUUUUCCUGAUCUUAAGUAAAGUAUAAACUGGCCACUGCUUGCACAGGUUUUCUGUUUAUUGGGAAAAAUCUGUUAAAUAACACAAAUGUCAUUUUUGAUUUAUUUAAGCUCCUGCUGCUUGUGUGAUUCUUCACACCUUGAAGGUGCUACUUGUAGGAUGUUGUAGUAAAUGCGCUGUUCAGAUAAUCUUUUAAUAUAUGUCAUGGUAAGACUUAAUUGGUUUAUAAAUAAUAAUUAUGCAGGAGCCAAUUUAGUUCAGGAAUACUGCAUUUUUUCACAAUUGCUCAAAGGCACCAGUGUGUGGUUGUACAUUCUUUAGAGCAGUGCAGUAUCUAACCACUGGAUCAACUUCUAUGAUUAAGCUUACUUCAGAAAUAGCAUGAAUUACUACAUCCUGAUUGUAGCACCUUUUAAUAAUAUUGCAAUUAAUUAGUAUUUAUUUUAACAUGCAUGUGUGUUAUUUUAACCUGAUGAUUUGUACCACCACAGCAAUAACUGUCACUCUACUGUUUUUUUAAAAACACAUUUUGAUACCUGGUGCUUACCUUGGUAUGUGUAUGCAGUGUGACGAAUGAAUGAAACUGCAAUCAGCACGGGUGUAAUGACUGGUCUCAGUAAAUGCCUCUUUUGUUGAUGUGUAGGCGAGUUCCCAUGUUCUUCCUCAGCAGGUGCCUGGAUCCACUGCCACACAAUAGCCUUUUUAUUUUCACCCAGUUAAGUCAAUGUGAGCAGCUCAUGAAAAGAACAGACUAAAUAACCCGACGUUACAUUUUCACAUUUGAACUGCAAAAUACCAAAUCUGAAGCAUUGGCCCAUUUAAAUCGACAGUUGUAAAUGAAAAUUUAAUAUAGAUUAUGUUAAGAUACUUAUUGAUUGGUAAGAUGCAUCUAAACCAGAAAGUGGUCAAAUCAUCCUGGUCUGUAAAACUACUUAGAUAGGCUUUAAAGUUUUGCAUAUAUAGAUAUGUUCACAUUUUUAAAGUGUCCUCAGAUUAUGUGUGUUUGUCUCUGUUGAUGACGUUGUCUAAGCCAGUAUGUGACUGAAGAUUUCGCUGUGGAUGACGCAUUGUUUUCCUUUCUACGACUGCUAACAGACAGGUCUUGUUUUGCUUUUAUUGCUUCCAUUCUUUACUAGGAGAAAUGUAAUGUUCAUUUGCUUAUUCUUAUCAUUUAGUUUUUCUUUAUACAUAUACAAGAUAACAUAUAACUGUCGCUGCUUAAAAAAAUCUUAUGGACAGUCCUCAGAGACUUUGCAGUGAAUGUACGUGCAGGAAAUGGUAUCUAUAAAUGGAUUUUCCUUUAUCUCUUUGUAGAGGCAGUGCUUUUUGAGAUUUGUAUCUAUGUAAAAUUAUAGAUCUUUAAUCUCUCAAAUCACAUAAACCUCAACUGUUCCACUCCAUAAGGAGGUUCACAUACCUUCUAUAAUAGGAAAUGAUCCUGUUAAACUAUUUUUCUUAUGUUCUUAGUGGUUUAUUAGAAAGCUGCACUGACAUACCUUUACAUUGUUGUCUGUCUAAAAUACACCUUCAAUGCGGUGUUAAAUUCUAGUCCUAAAAUGUGACUUAGAUUUUAAUGGAACUUACUUUAAUGUCUGGCAAGUUUUAAUUUAUGUUUUAUGUUUUGCUAAAAUAUUUAAAAUUAAACCUGUCCUAAAAAUUUAUUUGAAUUGGACAUGCUUUGGUUUUGUUCUAUAACCCUUAUCAACAAUGUGAACAUUCUGUCACCAUUUCAAAAACCAGUAUUAUUUUUUGAGUAGUGAUGUCCUGAAAUGUUUAGGAAUUGUGGACUUCAAUGCUAGCUAAUUAAUAUUUUAAUUUAAUAUUUAUUGAGUCAUUAAAUCAAUCUUUACACUGUAUGACACAGUUUUGAGAAUUAUCUGUAAAAAACACUUCAUCACACUGUUGCAAUUAACUAUUAGGGAAGUAAAGUACAGUGUGAAGAUUAAUAAAUUUGGGCUUCACAAUUUUUCUAGGUAUAUGCGAAUUCGGUCCACUUAUACGCUCAAAAUCACUACAUUUAGUUGUGAUUGACUACAUAAGUUUUAAAACACAAAUAAGAGUAGGAGGAUUUAAAUAGUCCAGAAUAAAUUCUCAUUGGCUUCCAAAAAGAACAAAACAUGAAGAGUUUGUCUGUAUAACGCACACGAGUUGUUACAACUGUAAAUUAUACCUUGUUCAUUUAACCAUAUCAUGUUGUAAAAUUCAUCCAUUCGUCAUCUAAACCACUUGUAGAGGGUGUUGGAGGGGCUGGAUUUGGUCACUGCUGACACUGUGCUAGGUAGUACAUCCUGUGUGGGUUCAUUGCUGGUCCAUCACAGGGUCUGUGUAGAGAGUUUAGUGCCACCAGGUGGUGAUAUUGUAGCAAGCCUGCUAAGCAGUGAUCUUUUUGGUUAACAUGACCAUCAUCCAGUUACUGCAGUGUGUGCUGCAGUGAGAAUAUGUAUGACAAGAAAAAAAAUACUGUACAGUAUGUACUGGUGACUGUGUGACAUUAAAUGGAUGAAGCUGUUCAGAGUAAUACCUUUUACUAAAUACAUACAUUACUAAAGACAAAUAAAUAAGCUAUGAAAUCAGGAA
Molecule: messenger RNA, 3765 nt
Organism: Betta splendens (Siamese fighting fish)
Lineage: Eukaryota; Metazoa; Chordata; Actinopteri; Anabantiformes; Osphronemidae
Gene: tmem41b
Product: transmembrane protein 41B
Exons: 7
Coding region: 165-1016 (283 amino acids)
Cellular component (GO): endoplasmic reticulum membrane
Source: RefSeq, a predicted model, not a curated record